AUGCAGAGCAGCUAUGCGAUGCUCAUGCUUUAUUAUAAGUCUCGAGUCGUUGACCAGAAUAUCUAUGUGGAAGGCAGGCCCCUCAACUUUUCUGAAGAAUUAACGGAGGAGCUCCAGUAUGGUUUGGAAUGUGUGAUAUCUGCUGUUAGAAACUAUUCAAGGGCGUUUGAAGCGCUAGAUGGAAUGAGAGAGGAAAUCGAAAGCGCUUUCAUGAUGGCAUUCGCACAAGUGCAAUAA
Histoplasma mississippiense is the source of this 237-nucleotide messenger RNA. RefSeq lists its product with no specific name. The transcript is spliced from 2 exons. NCBI's taxonomy places the organism in Eukaryota, Fungi, Ascomycota, Eurotiomycetes, Onygenales, Ajellomycetaceae. The record is from RefSeq and is a predicted model, not a curated record. The coding region runs from base 1 to 237 and encodes 78 amino acids.